Messenger RNA from Schistosoma curassoni, 996 nucleotides. NCBI's taxonomy places the organism in Eukaryota, Metazoa, Platyhelminthes, Trematoda, Strigeidida, Schistosomatidae. The record is from the annotation of a GenBank genome assembly.
AUGUUAUAUGUGAUUAGUACAUUUUUAGAAAUUACUAAAUAUUCAUUUCAUAAUCUAUUCAGUCCAUUACAAAUACAAAAACGUGUAAUUAAUGGUCAAAAAGCAGAAAAAUUAGAAUACCCAUGGGCUGUAUCUAUAAAAGGUACAAAUCCUGUAUUCAAACAAAUCACAUAUUGUGGAUCAACAUUUAUACGAGAUCGUUGGUUACUUACUGCUGCUCAUUGUUUUUGGGCUGGAUCAUGGAGAAAAUCCCACCUUUUAGAUCCAAACAACUGGCAUGUUCAAGCUGGAAGUAACGUGAUUGAAUUAGGUGAAGAACAUGGAUAUAGAGGCCAUGUAUUAAAACCAGGUACAAGUGGACGUCAAACUAUUGUAGCUACUUUAAUCAAAAGGUUAAUUGAUAUUUUCUCCAGUAGUAGUUCAAAAGACAAACAAGGAGCUGUUUGGCAUACACAUGUAAAACAAAUUAUACUUCAUCCAAGUUAUAGACCAGACGAUCUAGAAUAUGAUCUAGCUUUGCUCGAAUUAGAAACACCCUUGCCGUCGGAAGAUCCAGGCGUUCAACCUGCUGAAUUACCACCUGGUGAAAAUUAUCUUGCUUGGCCACCUGAUCAUGCUGAUUGCAUAUUUGUCGGAUGGGGUUGUCGUGUAAAAAAUGGUAAACCAUCAGCACAAGCUCAAGCUGUUCAUUUGUUAACACUAAAAAAUCAGGACUGUUCGCUUAUGUAUGGCAAUGCAGCAGGCUUAAACGAUCAACAUGAGUUUUGCGCUGGCUAUUACCAAGGACGAGUAGGAAUAUGCUCAGGUGAUAGCGGGAGUGGUCUGAUUUAUAAGAAAGAUGAUAAAAACUACGUUGUUGGUGUAGCUUCAGCUACACACGCUACGGCACCUGAGCUUUAUCCAGGUUUAUUCACAAGAGUUGCAUAUUUUAGAGGAUGGAUCGAUGGAGUAAUAGACGGGACAACAACUCAAAAUUCAACUAGCCCGAAACAAUAA